AUGGCGCAGCUGGAAAAGGAGCUCGUCGUCGACGAGUCGGGCUCUGGAGGCCCCGUCUCAGCCUCUGGCGAGAUUACCGAGAUCGAUGUCAAAGCCGAGAGACGCGUCUUGUCCAAGUUUGACUGGCUCGUCAUGCCGCAAAUGUCAAUCCUGGUUCUCUUUGCAUAUCUAGAUCGAACAAACAUUGGAAAUGCACGGGUGUUUGGCUUCGAGAAAAGUACCGGCAUGACGGGUACUGACUUCAACAACAUCUCCAUGUUCUUCUAUAUCCCUUACGUCAUCUUCGAGACGCCGUGGGUCAUAGCUGUUCGAAGGUUCGGCCCCGGUCGUGUUCUCGCUGUUGCCAUCGUCUGCUGGAGCGCCAUCACGAUUGGCACAGGCUUCUUGCAUACAUACAACCAAGUCAUCGCCUGCCGCAUCUUACUCGGAGCUUGCGAAGCGGGACUUUUCCCGUCUCUCACAUUCGUCAUCUCCGGCAUCUACCCGUCAAUCUCACAGGGCAAGCGCAUCGCUGUCUUGUACAUCUCGAUCGCCUUGUCAGGUGCGGUUGGCGGACUCAUCGCAUAUGGUAUUCAAUCAAUGGGGGAUAGACACGGGCUAGAAGCCUGGCGAUGGCUCUUUAUCAUUGAGGGAAUCAUCUCUCUCGUUGUUGGAGCCCUAUGCUGGGUCAGCCUUCCGACUACCCCGGAGACAGCGUGGUUCCUCAGCAAAGAGGAGCGUGCGACCAUGGCCGUCAUCAGGGCUCGCAACCAACGCUUCGAGACCUCUGACAAGCUCUCCUGGAAGCAAGCUGCUACUGCACUCACGGACCCCUUGGUCUGGAUUGCAUCGCUGUCGCUUUUCUGCUCGUCAAUUGCAAUGUUCGGCUUCAGCACAUUCUUGCCAACCUUGCUCAAGGGCAUGAAGUACACAUCACUCGAGGCCAACUAUCUGAGCAUACCCGUGUAUGUCUUGGCCUCAAUCGCCACCGGUAUUACGACGUUUGUAUCCGAUCGCAUCGGGAAGCGUGCUGUUUGUUUGAUACACUCGCCAAUCCUCGUCAUGAUUGGGUACGCCAUCGUCGUGGGGACUGGGAACAAGGCCGUGGGCUUCUUUGCCAUGUUCAUGGUCGCCGCUGGCGUGUAUUCGUACAACACGGUUGUUCUGACCUGGGUCUCAAACAAUGUUCAUCCCGACUACAAAAGAUCUGUAGCCAUCGCCGUGGUCGUGUCCAUUGGCAAUUGCGCCGGUGUUGUCGCAUCGCAGAUUUAUCCGAUCAAGGACGAGCCUCGGUACAUUCUGGGCAAUUCACUGUCCCUGGGGUUCGAGUCUGGGGCACUUGUCGGCGUAGCCAGUAUGUACUUCCUGUUGAAGUAUCGCAUGCGACAAAAGGAGAAGCUGUUGAGCCAAGGGGUCGAAAGCAACGGCAAGGAGGGAGACUACAGCCUGGACUUCAAGUAUCUGUUUUGA
Purpureocillium lilacinum is the source of this 1449-nucleotide messenger RNA. RefSeq lists its product as uncharacterized. Gene Ontology annotation, biological process: transmembrane transport. Gene Ontology annotation, molecular function: transmembrane transporter activity. NCBI's taxonomy places the organism in Eukaryota, Fungi, Ascomycota, Sordariomycetes, Hypocreales, Ophiocordycipitaceae. Gene Ontology annotation, cellular component: membrane. The record is from RefSeq and is a predicted model, not a curated record.